Molecule: messenger RNA, 1074 nt
Organism: Asparagus officinalis (garden asparagus)
Lineage: Eukaryota; Viridiplantae; Streptophyta; Magnoliopsida; Asparagales; Asparagaceae
Exons: 3
Coding region: 1-1074 (357 amino acids)
Source: RefSeq, a predicted model, not a curated record
AUGAAUUUCGAUGCUGGAGGUCCAUCAUAUUUAUCAUCAUCUUCAUCUUCGGAUGAUGAUAACUUUCUGUCCAAUAUUAUUACAGAGAUUGAUGAAACCGAAGAAGUAAUUCGUGAGUACAUCAACAACAACAUGAUCCUCGCUAACAAUUUACGUCAACAAAACUACCAACCGAUCCAUGGUGGCUUGAUACCCGGUCAUGCAGUCAUCAACCACGAUCGAGAAACUGCGCAUCAGAAUUUGUUCAUAGAUUACUUUAUCGAUAAUCCACGUUUCGGAGAAGAUAUGUUUCGUCGUCGAUAUCGAAUGUUAAGAAGUUUGUUCCUUCGUAUUGUGGAUCCAGUGAAAGAUCAUGACUACUACUUCCACAAUGAAGUGAUGGACUUGGUAGAAUGUGACUAUCACCAUUACAGAAAGCAACAACUAUUUUUCGAAGUCUUGAUUGUAUGCAUUAGAAAUGGAAAAAUUGUCCAACGGCAUGGUUUGGGCAAUACGCAUGACGUAAAUGGGUCACCAACUAUUAUCCUUGAAGCUGUAGCAGAUUAUGAUCUUUGGAUAUGUCACGCAUAUUUUGGUAUGCCAGAAACCAAUAAUAAUAUCAGUGUGCUAAAGUCAUCUAAUCUUUUCUCUAAUCUAGCUCAAGGUAUUGAUCCUCCCGCUCACUAUGUUAUUCAAGGAAAAGAGUAUAAUAUGAGUUAUUAUUUAGCUAAUGGUAUAUAUCCAAAAUGGGCUACUAUUGUACAAACAAUCCAACAUCCACAAGGAUCAACAUGUUUUUGGAAAAAAUAUGUAUUACAUGACAUAAUGACAGCAUGCAUUAUUAUGCGCAAUAUGAUAGUCGAUGAUGAACGUGAUCUUUAUGCACCAAUUCAAGAAGUGAGGGAAGCACCAACACCAGAAGUUGAUAUUAUACUUUAUGCACCAAUUCAAGAAGUGAGGGAAGCACCAACACCAGAAGUUGAUAUUAUAGCAGAUGAAACUAUAAGAUUUAAUCAAUUUAUUGCACGUUAUAAACAAAUCAAGGAUAAAGAUGCCCAUAUUAUAUUUCGUAAUGCAUUGAUAGAUCAUCUAUAG